AUGUCUGACUCUACUUUCCACACCACCGCCCAGGACAUUCGCAAGGCUGAGUCCAAGGUUUCUCAAACACACGGCGGCAACCCUCCUGCCAACUCUGAUGUUUCCAAAAUGAAGUCGGUCAUCGACCAGAACACCAACAAAUCAGAGGAAAUUGAGAAGACCAAGGCGAAUUUGCCUUUGCCCGAGCAGCCCCCAGUUGCCAGCGACUGGAACUCCUCGGAUCAGCGCACUACUGCUGUCGUUCCCCCCGACAACAGCGGCUUGCGCGAGGGCGCCGCUGCCAGCAGCAGUGCCCGUGUUGAUGGCAAUGUGUUGCACACCAACACUGCCCCGGAUAGCAAGGUUGGACGCCAGGGUACUGAGGGAUUGGACCACCUUCCCUCUGAUGCUACGACCCGUUAA
Messenger RNA from Penicillium soppii, 402 nucleotides. RefSeq lists its product as uncharacterized. Lineage: Eukaryota; Fungi; Ascomycota; Eurotiomycetes; Eurotiales; Aspergillaceae. The transcript is spliced from 3 exons. The coding region runs from base 1 to 402 and encodes 133 amino acids. The record is from RefSeq and is a predicted model, not a curated record.